Messenger RNA from Triticum aestivum (bread wheat), 1756 nucleotides. RefSeq lists its product as uncharacterized. Bases 1277 to 1627 code for a protein of 116 amino acids. NCBI's taxonomy places the organism in Eukaryota, Viridiplantae, Streptophyta, Magnoliopsida, Poales, Poaceae. The record is from RefSeq and is a predicted model, not a curated record. The transcript has 2 exons.
CUGGGUCGUGGCGCUGAUCCAACUUGGACGGUGGAACAAAGAAACAAUGAGUUUCUGUGCGACAACUUUGAGUAUUGGAUUAUAACGUGAAUUGUUUUCUGAUACUCUGUCGCUCAAGUGUUAAUUCUAGUCUUGUUUGCUCACCAUUCGAUGACUUUUGCUAUUAUUAUAGUAGGCACAAUCAGCAUGACUUCUUAUGUGUUUCUUUUGCUAUUAUUAUAGUAGGAGGUUGCUAUUUUUUUAUUAGAACAAACAUGAAAUUGGUUGCUCUAUUAGGCAACUCAUUUUUUGUGUGCUAUUUCCUGGAGCUUCGAGUGAAGAGUAGGCUUGCAAUGCCUGCCUUUUUUGUGUGCUAUUUUUUUGUGUGCUAUUCCCUUGUUUGGGAUUUUCUCCCAAUUCCUGGGCAUCUAGUUGCCAAACUAUAAAUUGUUAUAGCCUUUUUUCUUACUGUUGAUGCAAGAUUAUAUGUUUGAGGGUCAAGUGAUGAGGAAUAAACCAUCAACAAUAUGAUGGAGCUCUUCUCCUCUGAUUCUUAGUAUUUAAGUCUCUGAUGGUACCUCAACACCCUGAUAUGUUUGUGGCUUUCUAUGCUAUCCACAUACUGAAGGAAGUCCUGCUAUCUUCACAACAAAUAUAAUUUUGCUUGAACGAGUUUACGAAAUGAACUAUCUCCACAACAAAGAUAUUUACCAUUUGUAGUUCCAAUCUAAAGUGUUCCUUGGUUUCAUUAGUGGUUCAAGUGAUGAUGAGAAACUGCAACAAUAUGACGGGAGUUACACUCCUAUGAUUCGUAGAUAAAGUCUGAUGAUUUCUUAUCUUCAAAUAACCGUUGUCUUGUGAAAUGCAAUGCUCCUCACGUUCUUGUUUUCUUACGAAUUGCUUGAUGCAAUUUCUAGGACGGGUUUCUUUGACACUGAGGGAGUAUUGUCUUAGUACUUGUAUAUCCAUCAGCUGUUACUGUGCCUUUGUGGCACAGUCUAAUCUUUGUUGACCGAUCAUAUCUGAAGCAUGAGCCAAGCACAACAUGUCUACAGUUUCAGAAUGGAAAACCAAUCAUGCUAUAAGUAUUAAGCAACUCCAUUGCAGUCUAAUUUGUUCAGAAUGGAGAUGAAAACUUUGGUUGGUUUGCAUCAUACCUUAUAGCCAUAUAUAUAUAAAGCUUCCAUUUAACGUCCAAAGAAUGCAUACCUGAUUUGAGUUAGACUCUAGUCAUGACUAUUUUAUGUAGGUGGCAACUGACAAGAGUUUCAGUCUAGCUCAUCUAAAAUUUCUCUAUAUGCAGGAGGGCGAGCUGGAGGAGCUUGAGAAGGGCGUGGAGCCUGCGUGGGAGCGCUUGGUCCACCCGCUCAAUUGCAUCGUCGACAGGCUGAACGUCGUUGACCACAUCAAGGCCGUCAAGGACUCGCCCGACCUCCGUGCCGCCGUCGAGGAUAUCCAGGAGAAGAAGGACCUGCUGUUGAUUCCCACAGGAUGCGCCCACAACCGCCCCUGGAUCGAUGUUGCUGGAAACGCCCCUGGAUCGCUACUGCUGCAUGGAGGAGAAGCAUGCGCGCCUGGGUGGAGGAGGAGCAGGGCCUGGAGCGCUUGGGCGGAGGAGCAGCGGAGGAAGAUGGGGAUGGGGAUUUGAAAUCCCCACCUGGUUGGAAGGAUUUCGCCACCUGGUAGCGAUGUAAUUUCGUGCGUUUUCACCUGGUCGGAAGGAUUUCCCCACGGUUGAAUACCUGAUUUAUACUGUCAUGAUUGUAAAGUACUUUGG